UGGGCCGCGCGGAGCCGAGCGGGCAAGGUAAAUCCAGCCCCGGGGCCGGCAGCCGGAGCGCUUGGCUGGGGCGCCGGCUCCAUGGGCAGCGGCGCUCGGCAGGAUGAUGGACGUUAACAGCAGCGGCCGCCCCGACCUCUACGGCCACCUCCGCUCGCUCAUCCUGCCGGAGGUGGGGCGCGGGCUGCAGGACCUGAGCCCCGACGGUGGCGCCCACCCGGUGGUGAGCUCCUGGAUGCCGCACCUGCUGAGCGGCGUCCCGGAGGUGACGGCCAGCCCCGCGCCCACCUGGGACGCGCCCCCGGACAAUGUCUCCGGCUGCGGGGAGCAGAUCAACUACGGCAGAGUCGAGAAAGUUGUGAUCGGCUCCAUCCUGACGCUCAUCACGCUGCUGACGAUCGCGGGCAACUGCCUGGUGGUGAUCUCGGUGUGCUUCGUCAAGAAGCUCCGCCAGCCCUCCAACUACCUGAUUGUGUCCCUGGCGCUGGCUGACCUCUCGGUGGCCGUGGCGGUCAUGCCUUUCGUUAGCGUCACCGACCUCAUCGGGGGCAAGUGGAUCUUUGGCCACUUCUUUUGCAACGUCUUCAUCGCCAUGGACGUCAUGUGCUGCACGGCCUCGAUCAUGACCCUGUGCGUGAUCAGCAUCGACAGGUACCUUGGGAUCACAAGACCCCUCACAUACCCGGUGAGGCAGAAUGGGAAGUGCAUGGCCAAAAUGAUCCUGUCGGUCUGGCUUCUCUCGGCCUCCAUCACCUUACCUCCGCUCUUCGGAUGGGCUCAGAAUGUGAACGAUGACAAAGUGUGCUUGAUCAGCCAGGAUUUUGGCUACACGAUCUACUCCACCGCCGUGGCAUUUUAUAUCCCCAUGUCGGUCAUGCUGUUCAUGUACUAUCAGAUUUACAAGGCCGCCAGGAAGAGCGCGGCCAAACACAAGUUCCCAGGCUUCCCACGUGUGCAGCCGGAGAGUGUCAUCUCCCUGAACGGUGUGGUGAAGCUCCAGAAGGAGGUGGAAGAGUGUGCAAACCUUUCGAGACUGCUCAAACAUGAAAGGAAAAACAUCUCCAUCUUCAAGAGGGAACAGAAAGCAGCCACCACCUUGGGGAUCAUUGUGGGAGCUUUCACAGUGUGCUGGCUGCCAUUUUUCCUCUUGUCCACAGCAAGGCCCUUUAUCUGUGGCACCGCCUGCAGCUGCAUUCCGCUUUGGGUGGAGAGGACAUGUCUGUGGCUGGGCUAUGCAAACUCUCUCAUUAACCCUUUUAUAUAUGCCUUCUUCAACCGGGACCUGAGGACCACCUACCGCAGCCUGCUCCAGUGCCAAUACCGGAAUAUCAACCGGAAGCUCUCUGCGGCAGGCAUGCACGAGGCCCUGAAACUGGCUGAGAGGCCCGAGAAAGUCGAGUUUGUGCUCCUAACCCAAGCUUCAGGAGUCCAGCAGGCACUGGAGAAUUUCCCUUGGGGUAACGGAGUGAACACAGGGAAAAAAGCUGUGAAUACUGUUGCACGGACAAAACUCUGACCACUGUAGAAAAAAAGUUCAUGAUACAUGAUCCAGAGUGGAAUAUUGGAGAUGAACAGUGCAAAGCAGGUGGAAACCAGGAAAUCAUUGGCUGAGACUUCAAAAUGGAAUGUGGCUUCUGUCUUCUUGGCAUGGCUGAAAUGGAAUGGGGUGAUCUGUUGUACAAAGUGUAUUUUGGGGGAGAUGGCGACCUCUCCCUUUUUUCCCCUGUGGAUCAGUGAUAUUGUGUUUAAAUGAAAAUAGUUCUCGGUCUCAGACAGCCAUCCCGGCAGUAAGCACACUAACAGAGCUGGGUUCCGGGAGGGAAGCAGUUUCUGGUGCUUUCCACAAGUCCACAUCCACGUGAGUGGGGGAAAAUCCUAACGCACAAUUCCCAUGCUUCCAGUCUAGGCUUCGUGGUAACUCUUCAGGAGUCAUUCAUGAGGCAGAAUACAUUCUGUGGUCUGACAGAAGGGUGUCUUUCCAAGCAAACUGCAGUAAGCAUAGUGUUGAAUGUAUUGCAUGUCCACGUUAGAAAACAAAAACUUGUCAUCAGCUAAUACAAAGCGAUUCCCCAGAGCAGUGUCUGUCCAGAGCUUUUGUCAAAUACUUUGGCUUUUCUGCAGGGUCCCUGUGACUUCCUACCAGUGUAUGUCCACUGUUAAACCCUUAUCAUUGUGGUGUAACUCAGGAACAGAUCUCAGGAUGGAGAGAGGCAGAAAACCUGAAUAAAGCUUUUCCUUGCACUCACACUCCUGAAGGCUCCUGGGAGAGGACGGUAACGGAGAAGAGUGAGUGCCACCUAACUGCAUUGUAUAUUAACAUGAUUCUCGGCAUGUUGUUUACUAUCAUCUUCUACAAGGGGGCAAGGAGUCCACAGGGCUGGUCUAUAACUGUGUGUCACGAGGAAGGAGUGUGGCGAUGGCAUAUCCAUGAAUGGGUGCGGUGCUUCUGGAGACAGCGCAAACAUGUUCAUCCAACUGGACUGUGUGAAGCAGAGGUCACCUGGACCCCUGCUGUGAAGACUCUAGAACAUCAUUCUGUUUCAUGUAGAGAAUUUGUCUCUGUGUUCUCUGUAUCUUAAAUCAAAUGUGUGCCUGAUGAAUUCUGUCCUCUAAACCCCUCCCUUCAAUAAAAAUGGUCAACAUUAAGGACAGGUAAGGAGACAGAAAGGGUUCCUUUGUGGAUAGCAUCCUUUAACACUACACUAUGUGUGGGUGAAGGAGAUGGAAGGGAAUAGAUCAGAAGAGUAUCUAUGUCUACAAGGGGGAAAUGAAUGCAAACCUUUAUUUAAUAAAAAGAGAACUGAAAGAGAAUAUUAUUUUCCUACAAUUAAGAAGGCUGUCCUCUCACAGGAUACAAGGAGUUCCAACAAUGAUUAUGGACUUCUUCCAGCUGUCACUGACGUUGUUUAUUAUGAGACAUAGGGAAGGGCCCCUUUCCUGUGAAGGGGAGGUAGGCAUUGUCCUUUCAGACAAAGUGUGUACAAAUUCCUGAGCCGCAGAUUUGCUAGAGUGACCGUAUAUACUUAUAUUCAUAAUUUAAAUAACAAUGAUGUCAGAUACAUGUUGUUAAAUUUGAAAAUGUUUUAUUACAUUACAUCAAAUAAAGGUUAUUUGUAGCUGUAA
This is a messenger RNA of Peromyscus maniculatus bairdii (prairie deer mouse), 3123 nucleotides long. NCBI's taxonomy places the organism in Eukaryota, Metazoa, Chordata, Mammalia, Rodentia, Cricetidae. The record is from RefSeq and is a predicted model, not a curated record.